AUGUCAUCUAAAGAACUAUUGGGGGAUAUUGUGGUUACUUUGGUGAAGAAGACCCGGCGAUCUAUGAGGUCAAACGCCGAAAAGUCGGACCCGUCCACUCAUAAGGACGGCGAUAAAUCCCCAAACCCGGAAUUAGGAACUAAUAUACCACGCCCACCUUCAUACAGGACUGCUGUUACCAAGAAUGAAGAAUUCGCAUCUCCCGAAUGGGUAAAUACCCAGGAGUCCCUUGACGGACCACACAAUCCUCGUAUAGAAGUCACUGAGACUCAGAUACUGGAUAUAGCAACAUCAUGUUUUCCCCCUAUCCCUCACGACGCAGAGUUACCGCCACUACCAAAGCCAGUCUUAAUCCCUCGUGUUGAACCAGGGCUUCACAUCCCAUUUGCACGUGCGUGGGCGCUAGAAUUGGCAAACCACGCUGUCAUCCCAGAAGAUUUAUUAGCAUUUAUCGACAAUCUUAAUGUCCUCAUUAGGCCUCAUAUAGCCGGUCGCGCGGCUCUGGUCACAGCCUUUGCUGUUGGGUUCAUUCCUUACGACGGAACUGAUGGAAUCGCUGCUGCGUUGGAACUGGCAGCGAGUAUUGGAAUGGCUAUCGUAAAUUAUAAGCGCUGCAAGAAGUAUUUCGGCAUCAUGAACGAGAAAUACUUCCAUCCUCGUAAAUUACACAUGAAGAUCAUCAGCCCCAAGCGGAUAAUGAAGAUGUUUAACCUCGACAAGAAAGAGACCUUAUUGGAUCCCCUUACCGAAGAAACUCUCAAUUUAAGCAGUCAGGAAAGAUGCAUUAAGUACAUGUCCAGGUGGGCGUGCGAGCUGUCCUUUGAUAACCUUCCUCCCCCAAACGGGCAGACGACCGUGCUUGCUAGAAUGGCUGCGUGGGAAGUCAAGCAUAAGAUCGCGAAAGCUGAGAAGCAGGCCAAAAGGAGCAGAAAGCGGGCUUGGAAGAGGCAUAUGAAGGGUAAGAAGCUCAAGGAUUGCUGGUUAGAACGUGGUAGGGCUAAAUCUCUCGAUUGGCUUCUGAUUCAAAAUUUGGAUGAGUGGGAAGCGGCGCGGGCCGAGAAGGAGGCUAAAAGGGCGGCCAAAAAGGAGAAGAAGCAGAAAUCUUAG
Molecule: messenger RNA, 1107 nt
Organism: Daldinia childiae
Lineage: Eukaryota; Fungi; Ascomycota; Sordariomycetes; Xylariales; Hypoxylaceae
Exons: 1
Coding region: 1-1107 (368 amino acids)
Source: RefSeq, a predicted model, not a curated record